Messenger RNA from Lodderomyces theae, 864 nucleotides. RefSeq names its product holo-[acyl-carrier-protein] synthase (gene LYS5). Gene Ontology annotation, cellular component: cytosol. The record is from RefSeq and is a predicted model, not a curated record. Gene Ontology annotation, molecular function: holo-[acyl-carrier-protein] synthase activity; magnesium ion binding. Lineage: Eukaryota; Fungi; Ascomycota; Pichiomycetes; Serinales; Debaryomycetaceae. The transcript has a single exon. The coding region runs from base 1 to 864 and encodes 287 amino acids.
AUGAAUCAACUCCAUGACUUUGAGAAGAACAUAAUUGUUGUAAUUACGAGAGUCACCCCUGAGUUGAAUGCCUUUCUCCAGGAUGAUUUCAACUUUGAGCUGACAUUGAGGUUAUUGGGUGAUCUUCCACUACAAGCCAAAAUUCAACAACUUGGGCCACCACUCAGGUAUAAACAAUUGAUCUCAAUUUUGUUGACCAGAUGUGCAUUGAACAAGGUAUUGGGAAACCCUGUGUUUCAAAAAGUCUCAUUCGAGUACAACAAGUUUGGGAAACCUAGCAUCGAAGGUCUUGAAUUCAACUCAUCGUCAUCUAAUGAUAUUUUUGCUAUUGCGCUUCAUUCGUUUCCAAUCGGGAUAGAUUUAUCCCAUUCGACACAAAAUGUGUCAUCGACGGAUUACAAAAAGCAGUUUGAACCGAUUUUCCACAAGUUAGAAUUGAGACAACUUGAUCUGUACUUCAAGUUCAAUCAUUUUUGGACAUUGAAGGAAGCAUUCACCAAGUUGAUUGGUUGUGGACUAAAUGUGGAGCUAUCCGAUUUCUACUUUGUAUUGAAUGAAAAGGACGAAUUUGGUCAAGACAAUUACUGUUUGACUAAGCCCCCACAUUGUAGUAAUGACUUUGAGCUUGUUGAUGUGAAUUGGUAUGACAAGAUUACAACUAAUGCUGACAAUUUGUUUGAAGAGAGGAGUGAAUUUGUUGAUGGUCUUGAAAAUGAGUUUUACUGCUAUAGUACUGUCCUUGACAAAUCACACGGGGAGAAGUUACCAGUUAUAUGUUCUAUUAUCACACAACUACACGCAGCUCAAAUAAUAACUUACAAUGUUGAUUUCUUGGCCAUUUUGCAACGGCAUUUGGAGAUAUGA